Osmerus eperlanus (European smelt) is the source of this 1833-nucleotide messenger RNA. RefSeq names its product T-cell surface antigen CD2-like. The transcript is spliced from 5 exons. The record is from RefSeq and is a predicted model, not a curated record. Bases 55 to 1038 code for a protein of 327 amino acids. NCBI's taxonomy places the organism in Eukaryota, Metazoa, Chordata, Actinopteri, Osmeriformes, Osmeridae.
CCUCUAUGACACCAGGCACUCACAGAUGUUCUUCUGGAGCACAGAGCAUCUCUCAUGGCCCUGUCAGAACUCUUGUCGCUCACUCUCCUCUGGAUGCUGGUGGAAGGUGCUGUCGAGGAGACUGUGUAUGGUGCUGUGGGGACCAGCCAAGUCCUCAAUUCUGGAACCUUAGGCCUGGUGAGCGAUGAAUCAUCCAUCCACCUGCGCUGGGUCCACCACUCCCACCGCUCUACUGUGGUGUAUGACAGCAAGAAGGGACAAGGCCAGAGAGGCCAGACCACAGCAGAGCUUCACCUGCUCCUAGAGCACCUGCAGCUGGAAGACACAGGGAGGUACACAGCAACCAUCUACGACAACGAGGGCCGUCUCUUGAAAAGCACAACCAUUAUUUUACAUGUCCUAUCUCCUGUGUCUAAACCCAGAGUCACACACAACUGUAGCAGCGCGUCAGCCAGGCUCCUGUGUGAUGUAGGCAAUGAUGUCAAGGUGAACGUGUCCUGGAGACUGAACGGACAGGAAACAGGAGAGGCAGGACUGACUCUGUCUGUCAGUGACAAGAAGAUCCGACCUGGGGACAAAUAUGCAUGUCUGGUGAAAAACAGAGUGAGUGAAGAGAAGAGUGAAGAUGUCCACCCUGAAUGCACAGAUGAGUACACAGAGGCCUCUUCUUCCGUGUUGCUGUUUGGUCUGGAGCGCUGGAUCUCAGUAACCAUUCUGGCGGGUUUGACCAUCCUGAUCUUCAUCAUCAUCAUCAUCUGUGUGUGUGUGUUCAUGAGCUGGCAGCGCAAGAAUCCUGUUGACGAAGAGGAGGUAAUACGACGGGCCACCCUGACCAAACAACAUUGCCAAGCAACCCUCCACCAACGCUGCCCUCCACCCGGAGCCCAAGGUGGAGCACGACCCCAAAACAGAUCUCCAACCCUACCCACAAGUAACUCCCAGCGCCAGGCUCGACCCAAACCUCCAGAGCAACUAUCCAUUUUGGUUCAACCACAACUGACGGUCAGACGGACAGCACCUCGAACCAAUAGGAGCUAAAUCUGUGCAUACAUUUGUAUGGCUGUGUGUAUGUGUAGUCCUUAAAGCUUGGCAAACAAGUUUCGUACAGUUUCAAGAGAACAUUCUGCUUGCAUAUCUGAGUAUUUCUUGUGUAGUGUGGUGUUGUGGUUAGAGGAAACUCUGUCUUCCUGUUUCAACAGUUAGAACACUGAACUAGGUUAGCAGUUCCACCUGCUUUUCUGAAACAGACCACAUCCUGGUCUCGUGUUCCACGAAUCAGUGUGGGCCUCAGCACCACUAUGCACUCUCAUCCAAUCAGUGUGGGCCUCAGCACCACUAUGCACUCUCAUCCAUCUGCGGUGUUUGUGCUUGAGUGGAAGGAGAGGUGAACCAAGAGAUGGCAAACAGAGGCACUUCAGUUUGGUUUGAACAUGUAAUGAGGCUCACAUCUUCUAGAAAAGGGCCAGAGUGUUGUUGGUGUCACUAUGAAACUAGCACUUCUGAAAGAAUGAAAGUACUUUGGUUCAGCAGUGUGAUCUACCCAGUAUGGAUCCAGUGUCUAAUCACACUUUGAUUACAGAUAUUGUCAGAAUGCAUAUACUUCUUCUCCAUAUGCUAUUGCACAAUUACAAUUUGUCCAGAAAUGUACUUGAAAAUGAAGGACAAUUACUUUAUUUGCUUUCAAACCCUAGUUUUAAAUCUUGAUUAACUUUGAAUCUUGUUUAAACUUUUAUGCUUAAUUGAUUUCAGCUAUGACAUUUGUUUUCUAAAAUUGUCGUAUUUGAAGCCAAACUGUAUUUCCCCCUUAUGAAUAAAUCUAAAAGACAUGGUGAA